CAGCGGCAGUAGCAGCGGCGCCGGCUCCGGUGUGCAGGUGUUCCUAGCGGCGCGGUUUCGUGAGCGGCGGCUGCUCCCUCUCCCUCCCCAACCCCCAGCGUCAGGACGAGUCCGGUGCGUGCGCGUCCGCGGAGGUCUUUCUCGUCUCGCUCGGCUGCGGGGAAUCGGGCUGAAGCGACUGAGUCCGCGAUGGAGAAAACUUUAGAAACUGUUCCUUUGGAGAGGAAAAAGAGAGAAAAGGAACAGUUCCGCAAACUCUUUAUUGGUGGCUUAAGCUUUGAAACCACAGAAGAAAGUUUGAGAAACUACUACGAGCAAUGGGGAAAGCUCACAGACUGUGUGGUUAUGAGAGAUCCUGCAAGCAAAAGAUCAAGAGGAUUUGGUUUUGUAACUUUCUCAUCUAUGGCUGAGGUCGAUGCUGCCAUGGCUGCAAGGCCUCAUUCCAUUGAUGGCAGGGUAGUUGAACCAAAACGUGCUGUAGCAAGAGAGGAGUCUGGAAAACCAGGAGCCCAUGUGACUGUGAAGAAGCUGUUUGUUGGUGGAAUUAAAGAAGAUACUGAGGAACACCACCUUAGAGAUUACUUUGAAGAAUAUGGGAAAAUUGAUACUAUUGAAAUUAUUACUGAUAGGCAGUCUGGAAAGAAAAGAGGCUUUGGAUUUGUUACUUUUGACGACCAUGAUCCUGUGGAUAAAAUUGUAUUGCAAAAAUAUCACACCAUCAAUGGCCAUAAUGCAGAAGUUAGAAAGGCAUUGUCUAGACAAGAAAUGCAAGAAGUCCAAAGUUCCAGGAGUGGAAGAGGAGGAAACUUCGGAUUUGGAGAUUCUCGUGGUGGCGGUGGCAACUUUGGACCAGGACCAGGAAGCAACUUUAGGGGGGGGUCUGAUGGAUAUGGAAGUGGACGAGGAUUUGGAGAUGGCUAUAAUGGGUAUGGAGGAGGACCUGGAGGUGGCAAUUUUGGAGGUAGCCCUGGUUAUGGAGGAGGAAGAGGAGGAUAUGGUGGUGGAGGACCUGGAUAUGGCAACCAGGGUGGGGGCUACGGAGGUGGUUAUGACAACUAUGGAGGAGGAAAUUAUGGAAGUGGAAAUUACAAUGAUUUUGGAAAUUAUAACCAGCAACCUUCUAACUAUGGCCCAAUGAAGAGUGGAAACUUUGGUGGUAGCAGGAACAUGGGAGGACCAUAUGGUGGAGGAAACUAUGGUCCUGGAGGAAGUGGAGGAAGUGGGGGCUAUGGUGGGAGGAGCCGAUACUGAGCUUCUUCUUACCAUGGCAUUGAUAUGAACCAUGGACAAGUAUAUUCUGCUGCCACAAAGACUGUAAAGUGCUUCAUUUCAACAGCUGAGGCAAGCCAAGUGAUCAUUAAUAAAGCUUUUCUUGCUUCCUUCAGUGGUGUUGGUAGUAAAAUGGUAGGUAAAAGUUAGGCUGCAAGUUCAAUAAAUGAGAUUUACCUAUCAUUCCACCCUCGUGUAUUUAUUCACCUGUCCUGGAUCAAGCAGUUUUGAGUCAACUAGGCAUUUAAAGGCAUUGUGUUUAUUUAUGGUUCUAAUUUUACAUGCUUAAUCAGGAUGAGGCUGACAGGAGGUUGAGGAUAGUGUCUUUACUACAUUAGAAAUUUCUGUGCAACAACAACAAAACCCUUUUGUGUACUCUCUACUAAAUAAUUGGGUUAAGAUUUAAAUUUUACCCAUUGUCCUACCCUAAACUGCUGUAGGUUGGCUAUUGUAAUUAGUUUCUUAAAUCUACCCUGAUUUCUAGGCUUUAUUGCCUUUCCAGAAAUGUGAUACUUAGGGCUUAUACACAUCAGUGAGUCUGCUUUAAUCCUUUAAACCACCACUGAAGUUAUUUAGGUUCUUUGGACAAACAUGAUAAACUUCUUCAGAUACU
Chionomys nivalis (European snow vole) is the source of this 1882-nucleotide messenger RNA. It is a transcript of the gene Hnrnpa2b1, whose product is annotated as heterogeneous nuclear ribonucleoprotein A2/B1. The coding region runs from base 190 to 1251 and encodes 353 amino acids. The record is from RefSeq and is a predicted model, not a curated record. Gene Ontology annotation, molecular function: RNA binding. NCBI's taxonomy places the organism in Eukaryota, Metazoa, Chordata, Mammalia, Rodentia, Cricetidae. The transcript has 12 exons.